Leptosia nina is the source of this 474-nucleotide messenger RNA. Lineage: Eukaryota; Metazoa; Arthropoda; Insecta; Lepidoptera; Pieridae. The record is from the annotation of a GenBank genome assembly.
AUGGCCGAAAACACAGCAUCCAAUAGAGUUCUACAAGAAUUCGAAGAUAAAUUCGAUAUAAGUGCUGAUGAAAACGGAGUUAAUGACAAAAAAGAAACAAUCAGUGAACAGGACGUAGUUUGGAAUGGUAACGAAAAUGAAGUGAAGUAUGAUUACCUAGUAUUCGUUACUAAGAGACGAGACAUUAGAGAUACCAGAGAGAGAGAAUUAUCAUUGUUAAAAGAGAUCAGAAAGCUUUUGAAAGGUGUGAAAUCAAAAUCGUCCAAACUAAAAACCUAUAAGAAGUUUAUGAAACCAUUAAUGAGAAUUUCUGUUCGGGCUUUUGAGAAGUCUGGUGAAGCGAAUGACCCACUGGCGCCUAGUCAAAAAAAGCUACAAGAUCCAGUUAUUCCUGAAGAUAAGGAGUGGAUGCCGCAUUAUCCUCCUUGGAAUUAUUGGACGGUGGGUAGCUCAGGAGGUUACACAAUAAUUUAA